Messenger RNA from Vicugna pacos (alpaca), 4306 nucleotides. The record is from RefSeq and is a predicted model, not a curated record. Lineage: Eukaryota; Metazoa; Chordata; Mammalia; Artiodactyla; Camelidae.
GUCUGCCGGAAAGCAACGCCGCGGGAUUUCACGACGUCGGCGGUGAGAGGCCCUGGAAGUCUCCGACCUCCUCCCGAAGCGGGGCGAGGGCUAGCCAGCGCGAUGUUCGGUGCGGGCGACGAAGACGACACCGACUUCCUCUCGCCUAGUGGCGGUGCCAGAUUGGCUUCUCUUUUUGUACUGGAUCAAGCAGCUGCUGGCCAUGGAAAUGAAUUCUUCCAGUACACAGCCCCAAAGCAGCCUAAGAAAGGCCAAGGAACAGCACCAACAGGAAAUCAGGUGACACCAAAAACAGCACCCACCACAGCAGGCACUUCCACAGUAUUGGUUGCGACAGCAGUCCAUGCGUAUCGUUACACAAAUGGUCAAUAUGUAAAGCAGGGCAAAUUUGGUGCCGCAGUCCUAGGAAAUCACACAUCCAGAGAGUAUAGGAUUCUUCUUUAUAUCAGUCAACAACAGCCAGUCACUGUUGCCAGGAUUCAUCUGAACUUUGAGCUAAUGGUUCGGCCCAAUAACUAUAGCACCUUUUAUGAUGACCAGAAACAAAACUGGUCCAUCAUGUUUGAGUCAGAAAAGGCUGCUGUGGAGUUCAAUAAACAGGUUUGCAUUGCCAAGUGCAACAGCACCUCUUCCCUGGAUUCAGUGCUGUCACAGGACCUCAUUGUAGCAGAGGGCCCUGCUGUAGAAGUUGGAGAUUCUUUGGAAGUGGCUUAUACUAGCUGGCUCUUUCAAAACCAUGUGCUAGGCCAGGUUUUUGACUCCACUGCUAACAAAGAUAAGCUGCUUCGUCUGAAAUUAGGAUCAGGAAAAGUCAUCAAGGGCUGGGAGGAUGGAAUGGUAGGCAUGAAGAAAGGAGGUAAGCGAUUGCUUAUCAUCCCUCCAGCCUGUGCUGUUGGCUCUGAAGGAGUAAUAGGAUGGACUCAAUCAACGGACUCAAUCCUGGUAUUUGAGGUGGAGAUUAGGCGGGUCAAAUUUGCUAGAGAUUCUGGCUCUGACGCACACAGUGUUAGUUCCCGGGAUUCUGCAGCCCCUUCUCCCAUACCUGGUGCUGACAGCCUGUCUGCUGAUCCUGUUGUGUCACCAUCCACAUCGGUGCCUUUCAAACCAGGGGAGUCAGCUCUUCGUUCCAAAUCUAACUCGCUCAGUGAUCAGCUUACAAUAAAUACAAGUCCUGAUACAGUCAAGGCCAAGUUGAUCUCUCGGAUGGCUAAAAUGGGCCAGCCCAUGCUGCCCAUCCUUCCACCACAGCUGGAUUCCAACGAUUCAGAAAUUGAAGAUGUGAAUGUUCUUCGAGGAGCCAGGCAGCCCACGGUGACUUCGUCCAUCCAGCCCUCUCUUCAGCCAGCCCAUCCAGUGCUACCACAGGUGACCUCACAAGCACCUCAGCCAUCCGUUUCUGGACUCCAAGCACCGUCUCCUGCCUUAAUGCAAGUUGCAUCUCUUGAUUCCCACUCAGCUGUGUCUGGAAAUGCCCAGUCCUUUCAGCCCUACGCAGGUAUGCAAGCCUACGCUUAUCCCCAGGCAUCAGCUGUCACUUCCAAGAGCUACUGGCUUUUCGUUGUACAGUAUCCUUUGCUCCAGUUCAUAAGUUUCUUCUUGGCUUGUGUCUGUUUAGGAUCAGGCGACGUGGCUUCAUUUCUCAUGACUGAAGCCCGGCAACAUAACACUGAAAUUCGCAUGGCAGUCAGCAAAGUGGCUGAUAAAAUGGAUCAUCUCAUGACUAAGGUUGAAGAGUUACAGAAACAUAGUGCUGGCAAUUCUCUGCUCAUGCCUAGCAUGUCAGUUACAAUGGAAACAAGCAUGAUUAUGAGCAACAUCCAGCGAAUUAUUCAGGAAAAUGAAAGGUUGAAACAAGAGAUCCUUGAGAAGAGCAGUCGGAUAGAAGAACAGAAUGACAAGAUUAGUGAACUAAUUGAACGAAAUCAGAGGUAUGUUGAGCAGAGUAACCUGAUGAUGGAGAGGAGGAACAACUCGCUUCAAACAGCCACAGAAAACACACAGGCAAGAGUUUUGCAUGCUGAGCAAGAGAAGGCCAAGGUGACGGAAGAGUUAGCAGCAGCCACUGCGCAGGUCUCCCACCUGCAGCUGAAAAUGACCGCCCACCAAAAGAAAGAAACGGAGCUGCAGGUGCAGCUGACAGAAAGCAUGAAGGAGGCUGACCUCCUCCGGAGCCAGCUCACCAAACUACAGACAGAGCUCUCUGAGCUCCAGGAGACCGCUGAGCAAGCGGAGUCCAAAUUCAAGAGUGAAAAGCAAAGCCGGAGACAACUGGAACUCAGAGUGACGUCCUUGGAGGAGGAGCUGACUGACCUUCGAGCUGAGAAGGAGUCUCUGGAAAAGAACCUCUCAGAAAGGAAAAAGAAGUCAGCUCAAGAGCGCUGUCAGGCUGAGGAGGAGAUAGAUGAAAUCCGCAAGUCACACCAGGAGGAAUUGGACAAACUUCGACAGCUCUUGAAAAAAGCUCGGGUGUCCACAGACCAGGCAGCUGCAGAGCAGCUGUCUCUAGUACAGGCUGAGCUGCAGACCCAGUGGGAAGCCAAGUGUGAACACCUGUUGGCCUCUGCCAAGGAUGAACACCUGCAGCAGUACCAGGAGGUGUGUGCGCAGAGGGAUGCCAGCCAGCAGAAGCUGCUCCAGCUUGAAAAGAAGUGUUUAGCCCUCCAGGCCCAAGUCAGAGCCCUGACAGAGAAAAAUGCACAGUACCUCAAGGACCUGGAGAGCAAGUCCCAGUUGUCCACGGUUGAAGCUGCGUCUGCUGAUCCCUCAGAGAAGGUCAAGAAGAUCAUGAACCAGGUGUUUCAGUCCUUGCGGGGAGAGUUUGACUUGGAGGAAUCUUACAAUGGCAGGACCAUUCUGGGGACCAUCAUGAACACCAUCAAGAUGGUGACUCUUGAGCUGUUAAACCAACACGAGCGAGAGAAGGGAGGGAGCAGUGAUGAAGAGGAAGAAGAGAAGGGAGGGGAGCGACCUCAGACACCUUCCCAGGAGCUGCCUGUUUUGGCCAGUUCUGGACGGUCUCAGACGCCCUUGAAUGGGGAGAGGCAGGAGCUCCCCACGGUGCCACCAGAGCAUGUGGUCCAGGAAGCUGUCCCGCUGCCUCCUCAGGCCCUCCCCAGUCCCCAGGAUGAUGUGCAGGGAAGGGAAAGGGACUCCUCAGAAGCAGAGGUGCUCUCAGAGGCAAAAGAUGACUCCUUCCCUUCUGAACUGGCUGGCGCCCCCUCCAGGAAAGCUCUGGGGCCCCCAACUUCAAUUCCCCCUGAGCCUCCAGGCCCUGUGACUGUGGACUCUGAGUGCGAGGAAACACUAGUUGCCAGCCCACUGGGAAAUGCCUGUGUUGGGGAGCAGGAAUGUUCCAUGAGAUUGUCCCUGACCUCAGACCCUGAGAAGGGGGACCCACUGACCUCGGGGCCUGAAAGUCCAGGAGCAGAGCCUCGGGCUCCAGGGCUCAAGAAAGACGAGGAUGUCACCAGCCCCGCUGCUCCCUCCCAGGAGCCGUGCAGCACAGAGGCAGCCUCUGCGGCCGUAGGAGCAGCGCCCGGAUCCAGCCACUGUGCUCAGCGUUCCAGUCUCUCUGAGGAUGAAGAGGAUGAACUGUUUAAAGGAGCGACUCGGAAAGUUCCAAGGCCCAAAGCGCAGGCUGAGGAGGAGGAUGAAGAUGAGGUGAGCAUGAAGGGACGCCCGCCCCCAACACCCCUUUUUGGAGAUGAUGAUGAUGACGAUGACACUGACUGGCUGGGAUGAAGACCCAGGAAACUGGUGCAAAGGUUUCUCUGCUGACCCUUCCCUAAGCAUGAUUUUGCACAACAGCCCUGGGUCUAGAUGAGGCACAGGGUGAGGUGAAGGUGAGCAUUCUGAGGACAAUAGUUCAGAUAUCUGAGUUAGCCAGUUUCUGAGCCCCACCUUCCUGGGUGAAGAGGAGUAUGAACCUGUCUUCAGAACGCUGGCGACCAUCAACAGCCCGCCAUGGUCCCACCUCAGAGUCCCCCAUGGAGUAAUAAGGGCUGGGGGGUUCCCCUCCAGCCAGUCCCUACGACAGUCCUGCCCUCUCCCAAGCUUUUUAUUCUCUUAACUGUCAGACUGAUCUGCCUCUCAGUGCUCAACUGUGUCCCAGCAACAAGACUGUCACCUGGGGUGAGGUCUCCCCAGUAGAACCGAGAGUAGGUUACACCAUCCAAACCCGGUUCAGUUAACAGCCUUGCCUGCAGUCCUGGGACAUACAUCUUUUCUCUGCCUUAAAUCUGAUAUAAGAGGUCAAUGAAUAUUUGAAAUUAACAAAACUAAAAUAAAUGUCUGCAAUGAAACUUGA